Copidosoma floridanum is the source of this 1893-nucleotide messenger RNA. RefSeq names its product vacuolar protein sorting 50 (gene Vps50). Gene Ontology annotation, biological process: retrograde transport, endosome to Golgi; endocytic recycling. Lineage: Eukaryota; Metazoa; Arthropoda; Insecta; Hymenoptera; Encyrtidae. Gene Ontology annotation, cellular component: EARP complex. Gene Ontology annotation, molecular function: SNARE binding. The record is from RefSeq and is a predicted model, not a curated record.
AUGAUGUGCCGUAGAAAAUAUUGGCUUAAAUACUACAUUGAAGAAGAAAAUUAUCAGAAGGUGAUAUUAUUAAUUUUAGAAUAUCAGAAAGAAGCUAAAUUAAAUGGAGAAUAUGCUGAUAUCACAGCAUUGCACAUCAAUAUAACUGAUGUAUUCGAUCUAGUUGAAGAAAGUUUAGAUUCAUCAUUAUCCAAAAUGUGUGUUGAUUUUAAUUUUGAUAAAUAUACUGAUAUUCAACAUGCAUACAAUUUUUUGGGUAAAUCUCAAAGUGCUAUCAAUCAAUUGCACAUGCAUUUCACAGCAACUAUAAAUACAGUAUCUUUCAACUGUGUUAAAAAAUAUUCUAAUGUGGACAAACAAAGAGAAUAUCAACAUGUAUGUAAAACUGUGUCCAUAGACAACUUUAUGGUCUGCCUUAUGACUCUUUGUAAAUCUUUGUUAAAGAUUUUAAAAUCCUACUUUUUAAUUUUUAAAUGGCAUAAAAGUGUUGAUGUGCCUUCAUUUUCUAAGGAUGCGAAGAAUUCACUGAUUUCUAAUGAAAACGACAUUUUUAAUAAGUUUCAAAACGAUAUCAGAAAAAUAUUUCUUGACAUUGAAAAUAAAAUUAUUAUUUUCAUAGAUGUGUUUGAUUUCAUAUCAUUUGAAUUUGAAAAAUUAUUGGAAAUUUUGAAUAUCGUUGACAGCAUAUUUAAAAUAGAAAAAAAAGUAUGUGAAAAAUUUGAAUCGAAACUGCAUAAAUACAUAUUAGAAAAAUUCGUAAUUUAUUUCGAUAGCUACCAUGUUUCUCGAUUAGAAGAGUUAAGAAUAUUUCUUGAAAAUGAAAGUUGGAAAUUGUGCCCUGUAAAAUCAUCAUUUAAAAUUACUCAACUUCGAGAAUUCCAGUCAUUUAAAUAUGCUUCCAAUUCAAACUAUAUCAUAAGUAUCUUUAAAAGUCUGCAAAAUAAACACGAAAACAACGUUUUUUCUACAGAUAGUAUUUGUGACGGAUUACACUUCCUUGAUACUACUUUAGAUAGAUCAUCUGAAGAGAGUAUUUUACAAACUUACGAGGAAACCUGGGAUAACAAUAUUGUAAUAAGUACGAAUGUCAAACGAGCUGUUUCACGUAUCAAAGAUAGUCUACUAUUAAAAUGCAGUACAAUUACAAAAAAUUUUCUAAAUACUGACCAAGCUAACCCACCAUUAUUUUCUAAUAAAACUGGUUUAAAUGAUCCAAACUUGUUAUUUGGGCUAGCUGAAAGAAUUGUGUCAACAGAAUCUUUGAUUUUUUUAGGACACCAGUAUGAGACUUUUCAAUCAUAUUUAUAUUCUGUUAUAUCUGAACAUGAAGAUAAAGUGUACUUAAAUAUGUUUUACAACAAUACGGUAUUACUAUCAGUGCAACUGCGGAAACCUAUCUAUAUGGUGUCAAUUUCCAAAUUUUUUGAUGCAAAAAAAAUUUUGAGUUUAAUGAGCAGAGUUAACUGGGAAUUAAAAGACGUUAUGUCGCUGCAUAAUACGUAUAUCGAUGUGUUAAUUCAGAAAAUGAAAAAGUUUCAAGAAAAACUUGAAGAAAUGCAGAACUGUAUAGUCAUAAGUGAUGAAGUUCAUAAAACAAUAUGGGAAGGUGUAGCUGAAAUAAUUACUCAUACAAUGGUCGAAGGUUUUUCGGAAGCCAAAAAAUGCACGAAUGGAGGUAGAGCUUUGAUGCUAUUAGAUUUCACACAGUUGGUUUCCAAAUUUGAAGGUAUGACAUCGCUGAGACCAAUGCCUCAUCAAGACUUUGUGUCAACUUAUAUAAAGGCAUAUUAUUUACCAGAAUUGAACGUUGAGUCAUGGAUAAAGAAUCAUACCAUGCUUGAGUCCCCAAUCAGUAAGUUUGCUUUAACUCUUUCCGUAUCAACUUCUUACUAA